GACAUGUGAGCGGCGCGCCGGCGGCAGGUGGAAAGGCGAGCGGCAUGGAGCGCGUAAUAAGAGAGUUGGAGUCGGAAAGAGCCGCCCCAGUCGCCGGGGAAGCGGGCGGCCAGCGCGGGCUCCGGCGGCCCCCCGGCUCCGAGCGCCCGCCCUCGGCCCCGGCGCGGCCCCGACCCGGCCCCUAGCCCCCAGCCGCCGCCCGCGCCCGCCCCGGGACGCCCAGCCGGCCCCGGGUCCGAGCCAUGCGCCGCUGAGCGCCCCGAGCGCGCGCCCGCCCCGCCCCGGACCGGACCGGACCCGGGCCCCCGGCACCCCCCACCCCGCCCGCCCGGCGCCGCCCAUGGCCGAGGCCCCCGCCCGCCGCCUCGGCCGGGCCCCCCCGCCCGGGGACGCCCCCCGCGCCGAGCUGGUGGCGCUCACGGCCGUGCGGAGCGAGCGCGGCGAGGCGGGCGGGGGCGGCUCCCCGCGCCGCCUGGGCCUCCUGGGCAGCCCCCUGCCGCCGGGCGCACCCCUCCCGGGGCCGGGGCCAGGGCCGGGGCCGGGCUCCGCCUGCGGCCAGCGCUCCUCGGCCGCGCACAAGCGCUACCGCCGCCUGCAGAACUGGGUCUACAACGUGCUGGAGCGACCCCGCGGCUGGGCCUUCGUCUACCACGUCUUCAUAUUUUUGCUCGUCUUCAGCUGCCUGGUGCUGUCUGUGCUGUCUACUAUCCAGGAGCACCAGGAACUUGCCAACGAGUGUCUCCUCAUCUUGGAAUUCGUGAUGAUCGUGGUGUUUGGCCUGGAGUACAUUGUCCGUGUCUGGUCCGCUGGAUGCUGCUGCCGUUACCGAGGAUGGCAGGGCCGCUUCCGUUUUGCCAGAAAACCCUUCUGUAUCAUCGACUUCAUCGUGUUCGUGGCCUCGGUGGCCGUCAUCGCCGCGGGUACGCAGGGCAACAUCUUUGCCACGUCUGCGCUGCGCAGCAUGCGCUUCCUGCAGAUCCUGCGCAUGGUGCGCAUGGACCGCCGCGGCGGCACCUGGAAGCUGCUGGGUUCGGUGGUCUACGCUCACAGCAAGGAGCUGAUCACCGCCUGGUACAUCGGGUUCCUGGUGCUCAUCUUUGCCUCCUUCCUGGUCUAUCUGGCUGAAAAGGACGCCAACUCCGACUUCUCCUCCUACGCCGACUCACUCUGGUGGGGGACGAUUACGCUGACGACCAUCGGCUAUGGUGACAAGACGCCACACACCUGGCUGGGCAGGGUCCUGGCUGCUGGCUUUGCCUUACUGGGCAUCUCCUUCUUUGCCUUGCCUGCUGGCAUCCUUGGCUCUGGCUUUGCCCUGAAGGUGCAGGAGCAGCACCGGCAGAAACAUUUCGAGAAGCGGAGGAUGCCAGCAGCCAACCUUAUCCAGGCCGCGUGGCGCCUGUACUCCACCGACACGAGCCGGGCCUACCUGACGGCCACCUGGUACUACUAUGACAGCAUCCUCCCGUCCUUCAGAGAGCUGGCCCUCUUGUUUGAGCACGUGCAACGGGCCCGCAACGGGGGCCUGCGGCCCCUGGAGGUGCGGCGGGCGCCGGUACCUGAUGGAGCGCCCUCCCGUUACCCGCCCGUUGCCACCUGCCAUCGGCCGGGCAGCGCCUCCUUCUGCCCUGGGGAAAGCAGCCGGAUGGGCAUCAAAGACCGCAUUCGCAUGGGCAGCUCCCAGCGGCGGACGGGCCCCUCCAAGCAGCACCUGGCACCUCCGCCGAUGCCCGCUUCCCCGAGCAGCGAGCAGGUGGGGGAGGCCAGCAGCCCCACCAAGGUGCAGAAGAGCUGGAGCUUCAACGACCGCACCCGCUUCCGGGCCUCUCUGAGACUCAAACCCCGCACCUCCGCUGAGGAGGGCCCCUCAGAGGAAGCGGCGGAGGAGAAGAGCUACCAGAGUGAGCUCACGGUGGACGAGGUUAUGCCUGCUGUGAAGACGGUCAUCCGCUCCGUCAGGAUCCUCAAGUUCCUGGUGGCCAAAAGGAAAUUCAAGGAGACGCUGCGACCUUACGACGUGAAGGACGUCAUUGAGCAGUACUCAGCAGGGCACCUGGACAUGCUGGGCCGGAUCAAGAGCCUGCAGGCUCGGGUGGACCAGAUUGUGGGCCGGGGUCCCGGGGACCGGAAGGCCAGGGAGAAGAGCGACAAAGGGCCCUCCGACAUGGAGGCGGUGGAUGAAAUCAGUAUGAUGGGACGCGUGGUCAAGGUGGAGAAGCAGGUGCAGUCCAUCGAGCACAAGCUGGACCUGCUGCUGGGCUUCUACUCGCGCUGCCUGCGCCCUGGCACUUCGGCCAGCCUGGGCGCCGUGCAAGUGCCGCUCUUCGACCCGGACACCACCUCCGACUACCACAGCCCCGUGGACCACGAGGACCUCUCCGUCUCCGCACAGACGCUCAGCAUCUCCCGCUCCGUCAGCACCAACAUGGACUGAGGCGCUUCUCGGGGGCGGGGAAGCACACGGCCAGCCCCGGGGCCUGCCGCUCGGACCCGCCCUCUGAGGCCUCUGGACUCCUCUCUUACUUGAACUCGCUCCCUCGUGGGAGAGAGGCCACACGCAGUGUUGAGCUGCCUGGGUGGGCGAGAUCCCCUAUGUGGGUGCCAGCGACCCACCCCACCUCAGGAGCCUGAGAUGCCAGGCCGCACGGAGGGCAGCAGCGGCGCUGUCCCGCGGCCUCUAGGCCCCGCAGUGCCCCGCCUGUUCCAUCAAGGCCUGACAUGGCCUGCCUGGCAGGGGCACUACCCCGGGAGUGGGAGCAAGGCGCUGGGGCCCUGGGCCCUGACCCCGCUUCCAGCUAUGCAAGGUGAGGUCUUUGGCCCGCCCUUCACCCUUCGGACAGAGCAGGGAAGCCCUCCCGCCAAGUCCCUGCCCCUCUUGGGGGCGGGCCCAAGGUGCCCACACAGGUACCCACAAGCACAGGACCCUGCCCCAAGGCAGGUGGGCACCAUAUAUGCAAACUAUGUUAAAUAUGCAACUUUGGGGACCCCCAUGGGGUCUCUCUGCCCCUCUCCCGCUGGGAGAAGGGGCCCCAGCAGUAGCUGGUCUCAGGCUGCUUGGCCAUGACCCCAUCCGCGUUCUUUGGCUUAUCACCCCCUCCCCUUCCAGCAUGGGGCCUGCGUCCCCCUCGCCUCCCCAGGGGCAGUGCCUGGGCCUUUCUUCCCAUUCGCAGGUGUCCUCUCCCAGGGGCUCCCUCUUCCUGGCAGAGGUUCCCCCUCCUCUGACCCUAGACACCCCGGCAGCACAGGUCUCUGUACUCUCCCACCCCACGGACCAUGUCCCCCCGGUCACACAAACAUGUCCCUCCAGGCAUGCAGGAAGUCCCUCACACUCACACGGACACACACAAUCACUCACACUUGGAGACUUGAGCACAGAGCCCCUCAGCCUCUCCUGGGCCUUGGCCGCUGAUGCCAGUGGACUGGCCUUGCAGGGCGAGGUCAGCUACGAGGAGCCCCCCACACCAUCCGGGUAGGAGAGGGAGCUCGGAUGGGACCCCAGGUGUCUCCAGGCCCCAGCCCAGAACUUUACCAGCUCUCCUUUCUCGAGAAGAUCGACUCCUCCCGGGUCCAGGAGCCCUAACUGCUGCCUCUGCCUGCCCCUGAGGGCCCUGCUGGGCGUCCCCACAGCACAACUCAGGCCUAGGCCUCUGGGGCCUGGACAACACUGGAAAGACCGCAGACCCUUCCCCAGAGUGGUUGGCGGGCCUGCUUCUCUCCAGGCUUGCCCUCUCCCCAGUCACUCCAACUAACAACCAGAGAGAAUCAUAAUGCACCCCGCAAGUCCCGCUUGUCAGGCACCACCUGCGCGCAUGGCGCUCACAUGCACUCUUUCCCUCCUCCCACACCCCGCUCUGCACUUCAGUUGGCGGCCCCCUGACCACAGAAGCCCCCGUCCACUCCAGGCCCCCAGCACCUCUUCGGCCUCCCUACGCCUCUGUCGCUCUUCUGCAAAGCCAAGGCAGGUGGCCGGAGGGGGAUGGGUAGUGGACCAAGGGCCACCCUUUGUGGGGUGCCAGGGAAUAAGGGACUCAGGCCCAGCUGCCUGCAUCUCAUGAUUGGGGACCUGCAUGCACCCGUGCCAGGGCUGGGGUUGGAUCUUGCUCAGCCCCACGGUGCCCAGCCUCUGCCUCCACAUGCCCUCUGCAUGUGACCAUCAUGCCCUGGAUGGAGCCUGUCCUGGCUCACGUCACCUGCACCGCACUGUCCCCCGAGAGCCACGCCUCCGCCCCCGAGGGACAGAGCUGUGGAGAGGGCGGGGAUGGGAUCAUCCUGUGACCAAAGGACCCUUGGCAGAAGCCCUCCCCCUUCUAGGACCCAGGCUUCCCACCCGGUUCUCGGAUAUGCAAGUACCUCACUUUGUUAACUUAUUAACUUAUUGAUUUCAUUAAAGUUUUCAGUAGGA
Phacochoerus africanus (Common warthog) is the source of this 4402-nucleotide messenger RNA. It is a transcript of the gene KCNQ4, whose product is annotated as potassium voltage-gated channel subfamily Q member 4. Gene Ontology annotation, molecular function: voltage-gated potassium channel activity. The record is from RefSeq and is a predicted model, not a curated record. Gene Ontology annotation, cellular component: membrane. The coding region runs from base 341 to 2434 and encodes 697 amino acids. Lineage: Eukaryota; Metazoa; Chordata; Mammalia; Artiodactyla; Suidae. The transcript has 14 exons. Gene Ontology annotation, biological process: transmembrane transport; potassium ion transport.